Molecule: messenger RNA, 2781 nt
Organism: Colletotrichum higginsianum IMI 349063
Lineage: Eukaryota; Fungi; Ascomycota; Sordariomycetes; Glomerellales; Glomerellaceae
Product: GAS2 domain-containing protein
Exons: 1
Coding region: 1-2781 (926 amino acids)
Molecular function (GO): microtubule binding
Source: RefSeq, a predicted model, not a curated record
AUGACCGAUCCCCCACCACCCUUCACGCCCGGCCCGGGUCAGCACCUGCACCCAUCCAGGCGCCAGUACCUCCGCUCUGACGAGCACUCGCCCACCCGUACCCGAAUCACCGACGACCUGCUGGGCCGUCUGACGCCCAUGACCGCCGUUGAAAUGCUUCAAACGCCAAGCGCCGAGCUAAAGCACUGCCUUGACAACUCUACUGUUGGUGAACAGGAUUUCGCCAUGCGCGCCGCCGUGGCCAACCGCAAGAUAUAUGAGUGGCUUGAAGAGCUCUCCAACUGGCCCUGGCCAACCACCGGUGGCUGUAUCGGCUUCGAAAUGCCGGACUCUAAGACAGGGAGAAUAGAUGACGCGGGAGUCUCCGAUACAGAGUACCUGGGGUGUCUGCCGGCCAAAGACGUGGCUCGGUACGAGCAGCGAGUGCACGGUAUUUCUCAUGACAUGGACGAGCUGCACAUUGAAGACAUAAAGACUCAUGUCAUGCACACACACAUCAUUCCGCUUUCGCGGCCCGGGACACCCAUAUUGGGUUCGCGGUCUGCUGCGACGACGGUACUCUCUUACAAUCGGAUGGACGAUUUGACGGCUCUUCUCACUGCCGUCAUCAUCCAAGCACUGCCGAAUCUAUCCAAGCUGUGUCGGCUGCUGAAAGUCUGGCAGAUUCGGCUUUCUAUUCUUCAUCGGAUACCUGGCUUGUUGGCCGGUAUCGCAGAGACCGAGUUCGCACUUGAUUCUGCGUGGAAAGUGCUCUCGUCUCCGACAGAGACGCCAGUUAACGACGCACCCGGAAACCAAGCGGACGACAACCUCUCCCGUCUCAAACAUGCUUUCGUUGUAGUCAGAGGCGUGCUGGAAAAGCAGAUUGCCAAAGCCGGCCGCAGUCUUGACUUUAUGCUUGACAGUCUGGAGGGGCUGCAAGACACGCUGCCCGACCACUGGCUUGAUCGCAUGGAGGCCGUUGAGCGGAAUUACGCCGAAUGGGUAGCUUGUGGCGAACAAAAGAUGCGACUAGGAAAGUGGCGCGAAAGGGCUAUCGCCGAAGUCAGGCCCGAAUCGACUGUGACCUUGGCUCUGCCAGUUGUCCAAGACGAUCCAAAGACUGUAACCUUGCCAGUGUCAAUUGCCGUUGAUCCACCGCAAGAGGAGACACAGCAGACCAGCCUCUCUGACAACUCCGGCGAGGCCACUCCAGAUCAUUCUGACAGCACAGACGAGGACGACACAAUCGAGCUGUCCCCGACACAUCCGCCCACCAGCAGUCUCGAUGGCUCCAGUGAGGUGCCAAAGCCCAAGCGAACCCCGUUGGCUGAGGUACGAAGCAACAGCGCCAAGAAGACCGGCCUAUCCCAGGGCAACAAAGAAUCCGUCGUGUCGAAGCUUAGGGCAGUUUUCGAAAACAACGCGAAAUCUGAGCCCUCGCCCCCCGCUGAUGACGUGGAGAAUAUGCCUGACACAUCAGAAUCCGAGGACGAGAUCCAGCUCCCUCCUUUGAUCCGUCCAGGCCGGCGCGGUAGUGACGCCUCGGAGUCGUCAACAGUCGUCAACGGUCACACCAGCCUGUUAGUAGACGCCUCUAGUGAUAUGCCUGAGGUCUCAGCAUCCCCGCCCCUGCCGCGUCAGAAGCGUGCCGAAGCCCCGGAACGAAAGUCCGCUGUCGACCGCUUCAUGAGUAUUAGUCCUCCCAGCUCGCCCCCGUUCCGACCCAGCUUCAGAGACCAUAGCGUGAGUCCGAUGAUGAAGCCCCAGGACGAGGGUCUGCUGCCGGCGCUGCCCUUGGAGUCAGCCUAUAUCGAAGAGGAUUAUGACCACUCAUUUAUCAGUGUGGGGACACCGAGAGAGUCCAACGCAUCCGACGAUCACCUUCGACAGCAAAUCAGCGACAUCCUAGAGUCCAUCCCAGCCAACAUUAAGUUGGCCAGGGCCACGCCCAAGGUCGACUUGAACCCCCCGCCGCCGGACCUGCCCGCGAAGCGGCUCAAGAAGCCUUCGCGGGAGGCUAUCCGACGCACGGGGUCCAGCAUGUCCAUGGCGUCUCGAGCAUCCUCACGCGCGCCCACGCCGUGGUUGACCCUCGCUCCGGCUUAUGCCAAGAACCCCAGACCAAGACGUCCCCAGAGCAGGAAUGACAUCAGGGUCUACCACCUAUCCCGCUCCACUGGCGAAGCUCCCAUCAAACUCUCCAUCCGCUGUGUCGGCGAGCACGGUGAGCGGGUCAUGGUGCGCGUCGGUGGCGGAUGGGCCGACCUUGGCGAAUAUCUCAAGGAGUACGCCACUCAUCACGGUCGUCGCUCUGCCGGCCCGUUGGAGACGGCCAAGGUCGAAGUGCAGGACUUGCCGCGCGCUAGCAGCCGCGCCGCCGCAAACUCGAGCCCUCCAAGCCGACCAGCGUCGGCCCUGGAGAUGUCCCCGAUGACGCCGCUUAACGUCCGAAAGUCUAGGAAGUCUUUUGGCGCAGGCGACGUCUCAGGCCCGUCGGUGCCAAGACUUUUGCCCAACACGCCGGCGGUCCCGCCGAUCCCGGACAAGUUUACACCGUCCUCGGAGGAUUCCAAUCGGUCGCGGUCUAGCUCUCACAUCAGCUGGGAGGAAGAGGAGAGCUCAUUUCUCGGGCUGGCCGGCCCAACGGGCCGUAAGGUGGAGAUGAGUGAAGAAAGCCGGGCGUGGGUGGAGAGCGUCAAGGAGAAGGUGCGUCUCGCUAGCGGCGAGGCGCGCAGGGCCUCUGAAUUUGGCGACAUGGGCAAGGUCGGGGGCACAAAGCGGCUUUUCCGGAAGGGUUGA